AUGUCCAGGAUUGCUGACUUGUCCACCGAGGGGGAGACCGCUCCUCGCGAGCCACGCAUCCGCCGGAAGAAGGUGCACAAGAAGUCGCGGAAGGGGUGUCAUGGAUGCAAGCGGAGUCAUGUCAAGUGCGACGAGUUGCAGCCCCGUUGCAAGCGCUGCUUGAUCCGCGGACUCCCAUGCGCAUAUCCCGGAGCCGCCGCGCUGGGCCCCGAAGACGCCAUCUCCAUGUGGUCGCUCAGCAGUUGGCCGGCAGCGGCAGGGUCAGCCGCAAAAGAGACGGGCUUUGCCACGGCCUUUCGCCGAUUAGCUGGCCGUGUCCCAGACUGCCUGCUCUGGAAGUACUACCUUGGCCAUGCCAGCAAGACGAUGGCCAGUACCGACUGCGAUCCUGCCUACGCCGACAUGUGGCAGACCGCCGUGCCCUCGGUGGCGCACAACGACCCGGCAACCUCGCAUGCGCUGAUGGCGCUGAGCGCGCUGUGGUGUGCCAGCUCUCAUGGCGCUCAGCUAGGAGAGAGCACCUUCGAUUACUCGGCCACAGCCAAGCUUCAUUACUGCAGAUCACUCGAGUACCUGCGGACGUCGAUGUCGAAGCAGGGCACGACCAGCCCUGACGCACUGCUGGCGUGCUCCCUGCUCUUGAUCCCAUGUGGGCUGAUGCUCGCCCGUAACGGCUCCAGCCCUACGCGCGAGUGGCUGUUCCAUGUGCGAGGGUUCCGAGCCCUCGGGGAUUCGCUUCUCGGAUCGAACUGGACAGCGACCGCGCAGCCGCACCUCCAGCUGAUGCCUUUCCCGCAGGAUGGAUCUCCGAAGCGGCCCAUGCACGACACCUGUUGCAGCCAGGCAAUGCUCGACGACCGGUCCACGCUGCUGUUGAAUUCCAUCGAGCGCUCUCACCGGGACGCCAUCGACACACUCCGGGCCGCUAUUGCAGAGUCCGGACAGACUUCCAUUCACUCAGACACCAGAACGUACACAGCGGCAGUGGACGAACUGCAGCAGGUCAUGGACUACGUGAUCGGAUGCUGCGUUCCCAGGCGCCUGCGGGUCAUCUUCUCUUGGACGACGGAAAUGCCCUCUAGCUUCGAAGAGAUGCUGAUGGGACACGACGAGCUCGCCUAUGCAAUCGCGGCGCAUUGGCUCGUUGGCACUUUGCUGCUGGACGACUUGUGGUUUGUGAGGAACUUUGGAGCGUACCGCAUUGAGAGAAUAACUGAGAGACUAGAACAGACUGAUAGUCGGUAUUUGAGCCUUUUAGACUGGCCGCGGGAGAUGUUGAAUGACUGGAGGUUGGCAUCGGUUGGGAUGUAA
Molecule: messenger RNA, 1311 nt
Organism: Anthostomella pinea
Lineage: Eukaryota; Fungi; Ascomycota; Sordariomycetes; Xylariales; Xylariaceae
Source: the annotation of a GenBank genome assembly